CCAUUUGUAUUUUGGAUAUACACAAUUCCUAGAAGAUUACAAUUGACUGUAUUCAUUAGCAAUAAGCAUUCCCUACUAGUCUAAUUCACAAAAACUUCAUUUCCCCCUUCAAACAAAAUCAAGAAAGAUCAUGUCAAGUAUGGGGGAUAUUUGGAUGGGAAUGGGGACACUCAUGGGAGGUGUUAUGUUUGUUUACACAAUGAUUCAACAAUUUGUUCCGAGGCGUGUUGCUGAUUAUUUAUUGGUGUACGUAUACCGGAUUACAGCAUAUGCGAAUCCUUACAUGGAGAUAAGCUUCGAUGAAUUCGUUAGUGGCGACCGGUACGUUAAGCUAAGCGAAGCUUACACUGCAGUUGAAGCUUAUCUUGCUCCUAAAAGCAAGAAACUUGCAAAACGACUUAAAGCUCAAUUAGUGGAAGGGAAUAAGGACCUUGCACUUAGCAUGGCUGAUCACGAAGAAAUAUUUGAUAAUUUUGGAGGGGUAAAAAUCUGGUGGUACUUGGGAAAGACUACCCAUGAAAGCAAGUCUUUCUCAGUCUAUCCUUCCGCAACUGAGAAACGGCACUUGAAACUCCAAUUUCAUCGCCGCUACCGCGAAACAGUUACCAAGUCUUAUCUAAAUCAUGUCAUCCAGGUGGGAAAGGAAAGCAUGAUCGAAAACAGGCACAUAAGGCUCUAUUCUAACAAUCCAAACCGAGGGUAUUAUCAAUGGAGCAAGUCAUUGUGGAGUCAUGUAGAGUUUGAACACCCAGUGACAUUCCAUCACAUAGCCAUGGACUCAGAAAAGAAGCAGGAGAUUAUUGAUGAUCUUGAAACUUUUCGUAUGGGAAAAGACUACUAUUUACAAAUUGGGAAACCGUGGAAACGUGGGUAUCUCUUAUUUGGCCCUCCGGGGACUGGUAAGUCUAGUAUGAUUGCUGCCAUGGCAAAACUUUUGAAUUAUGAUAUAUAUGAUCUUGAACUAACUGCGGUGAAGGACAAUAGCGAGCUUCGUAAUCUCUUACAUGAUACAUCAAAUAAGUCUAUUACUGUAAUAGAGGACGUCGAUUGUUCACUCAACCUUACCGGCAAACGUAAGAAGAAGAAGAAGAAAGAUGAUAAAGAUGAGAAAGAUCCAGUCAAGGAAAAGGAAGACGAGGAAGAAGAAGAAGAAAAGAGCGACAGCAAGGUUACACUAUCAGGGCUUCUAAACGUCAUAGACGGGUUAUGGUCAGCUUGUGGCAAAGAAAGAAUCAUUGUAUUUACAACUAACUACGUUGAGAAACUAGACCCAGCUCUAAUUCGAAGUGGUAGGAUGGAUAAACACAUUGAAAUGUCAUAUUGCUGUUACGAAGGAUUCAAAGUGUUUGCGAAAAACUACUUGAACCUUGAUUCACAUGAAUUAUUUGACACCAUAAGACGUUUGAUCGAGGAGGUCAAAGUUUCUCCAGCCGAUGUUGCGGAGAAUUUGAUGCCUAAAACCAUCAAAAGAGAUUCUCAACUUUGCUUGCAAAAUUUGAUAAAGGCUCUUGAGAAAAUUAAAGUAGAUGAAAAGUUGAAAGCUGAGGAAGAAGUAGCAAACAAGUUGAAAGCCGAGGAAGAAGCGGUGAAGUUGAAAGCUGAAGAAGAAGCAAAAAAGUUGAAAGCGGAGGAAGAAGCAAUUAAGUUGAAAGCUGAGGAAGAAGCAAAGAAGAAGGACAAUGAUGGUACUGUUGACUUACCAAGUGUUUUGUGAGUCAGUUUCCACAAGUGACUCUGGAUUUGUUGUUUUUCUUUGUAUGAUGCAAAAAUAGCUUACAAAUGUGUAAGUAAGUCUGUAUUAUGCAGCAGAUGCCAUUUCUAAGUCUGCCAAACUCUUUAUGGGAUGUGACUCUUAGCUUUCUGUUAUGUGUAAUGUAAUGUAAUUGUGAAAACUACCAUCAUACCCAUUAUUUAAUUCUUCGCCUUUACCGUC
Molecule: messenger RNA, 1933 nt
Organism: Papaver somniferum (opium poppy)
Lineage: Eukaryota; Viridiplantae; Streptophyta; Magnoliopsida; Ranunculales; Papaveraceae
Product: AAA-ATPase At3g28580-like
Exons: 1
Coding region: 131-1714 (527 amino acids)
Molecular function (GO): ATP hydrolysis activity; ATP binding
Source: RefSeq, a predicted model, not a curated record